GUCUGUCAAGUGAAAACAACGAGUGAAUACACGUGCUGUGUGUUUUUACUCUCGAUUUUGUAUUUAUUUCCCAUUAAACUCUGCAAUGAUUAAAUAGUUUACAACUCAAAAUGUUUGUAACUGAUGUAAAUGACGUUAAAAUCUACAACCUGAGUGCUGGAAAGUCCCUCCCAGAAUGGUUAACAGAUGAAAAACGCCGUAAAGCUCUCAAGCAGAAUGUGGAUCUUCGUAAGCGUAUCGAACUGAUUCAGGACUUUGACAUGCCCGAUGAAUGUGGAACAAUUCAAAUGUCACCGGAUCAACAGUUUAUCAUAGCAACUGGAACGUAUAAACCCCGUGUGAAAUGCUUUGAAGUCAAUAACUUGUCCAUAAAGUUUGAACGGUGUUUCGAUUCGGAAGUGGUUCGUACUGAGGUGCUCAGUGAUGACUACAGUAAAAUGGUAUUUCUCUCCUGCGAUCGUUACAUUGAAUUUCAUGCAUCACACGGCCGGCAUUAUCGACUAAGAAUUCCGAGAUGCGGUUACGAUAUGGGCUACCACAUACCGACAUGUGAUCUAUUUUUCGUUGGUGCAUCACCAGAAAUUUAUCGUUUGAAUUUGGAACGAGGACAAUUUAUGCAAUCGUUCGAGACUCAAUCGAAGCAAAGCGUAAAUGCUUGCGACAUCAAUCCGGAACAUCAUUUGUUGUGCGUUGGUACCCAUGAAGGAACAGUCGAAGCAUGGGAUCCUCGGGAUAAAAAUAGAUGUGCCACUUUGGAUGUGGCCAUGAAAGUACCGAACUUGACUACAUUUCCAUCCAUUUCAACAAUCAAAUUCAAAAAUGGACUGCAAAUGGGAGUCGGAACGCAAUCGGGACAUGUUCUCAUCUACGAUAUUCGAUCGAAUCAACCGUUGCUGGUGAAAGAUCAUUACAACAAGUUGAAAAUCAAACGAAUCGCUUUCAAUCCGUCAAACAAUGCAGUCUAUUCAAUGGACGAAGCCAUUAUGAAGAUUUGGGACGAAAGCAGCGGCAAGCAGAUAGCCUACAUAGAAAGUGAAUCAAAGUUUAAUGACAUGUGUACGAUACCGAACACCGGUAUGAUGUUCUUUGCACAGCAAACCUCCAAGAUGUUAACGUACUACAUACCAAGUCUGGGUCCAGCACCGCGAUGGUGUUCAUUCUUAGAUAAUUUAACGGAAGAAAUUGAAUCGGAGACUGUUCAGAACAUCUACGACGACUACAAAUUCGUUACCAAGCAGGAAUUGGAGCAGUUGGGAUUGGAACACUUGGAAGGAACAAAUUUGCUGCGAGCAUACAUGCACGGCUUUUUUAUCGAUAUUCGUUUGUAUAAUAAGGCUCGGUCCGUUGUCGAACCGUUCGAGUUCGAUAAAUAUCGCAAAGAGAAGGUUCGACAGAAAAUCGAAUCCAGCCGACCGAAUCGUCUCACCAUCAAAUCGAAUCUGCCGAAAGUCAAUCAAGAGAUCGCCCUCAAACUUAUGGACGAAAAGGGCGGUAAAAAGAAGAAAGGUCGACCAACGACCAGUUUGCUUGACGAUAAUCGAUUCAGUGCAAUGUUUGAAAAUCCUGAAUUCGAAAUCGACAAGGAUGCGGAUGAGUAUAAAAUGUUGACGCCGGUGUUGAGUCGACUGGACAAAUCCAAAUUGAAGGAAUUGAAGAAACAGCAGACAUUGAAAGAUUUGAUGGACGAAGAUGAAGAGGCGAAGAGCUCCGACGAUGAUCUGUUCUCCGAACGUGACGGCAGUUCCGACGACGAAGAUGAACGGCAAUGGUCGAAGGAGGUGAAGAAACAAUACAAACAAAUCAAAAAGAAAAAUGCGGCCGCUGAACGAAAUGCGGAAAAGGAUGAAGAUGAGGCGAGCGAUGACGGUGAACCGAAAAUGGUUGAAGUUCCAACCAAUGAGUUCAAAGUGAAAGCUAUGCGAAAUAGAAACGACAGGUCAACUUUAGGCGACCGAGUAAGCCGUGAUCAAGACGUAAAGUAUACGGUUACCGGUUCAGGAAAUCGUCAAAUGAGUUUCAGUACGAAGAAAAUUCCGAAAGAUGUGCGACAUAGGGAGAUGGAUAUGCGCAAACAUCGAGAGGAUCGGAAACGAGUCAUUCGACCGACGACCAGUUUAAGGUUAAAGAAAUAUGUUCCGAGGUAAAUAAAUUUGUUUAACUGAAA
This is a messenger RNA of Bradysia coprophila, 2164 nucleotides long. RefSeq names its product nucleolar protein 10 lethal (2) 34Fd (gene l(2)34Fd). The record is from RefSeq and is a predicted model, not a curated record. Gene Ontology annotation, molecular function: protein binding. Gene Ontology annotation, biological process: maturation of SSU-rRNA from tricistronic rRNA transcript (SSU-rRNA, 5.8S rRNA, LSU-rRNA). Gene Ontology annotation, cellular component: small-subunit processome; nucleus; nucleolus. Lineage: Eukaryota; Metazoa; Arthropoda; Insecta; Diptera; Sciaridae.